UCUGUGGAUGGAUACACUGAACCACAUGUCCAGCCUAUCAAGUCCAGUAGCAGACAAAACAUCCCGCGGUGUAGAAACUCCAUUACUUCUACCAAUGAAGAGCACCCUCACAUUGGAAACUAUCGCUUACUGAAAACAAUAGGAAAAGGAAACUUUGCCAAAGUGAAACUGGCAAGGCAUGUGCUUACUGGAAGAGAGGUUGCUGUGAAAAUAAUAGAUAAAACCCAGCUAAAUCCUACUAGUCUGCAAAAGUUGUUUCGAGAAGUACGAAUAAUGAAGAUACUGAAUCAUCCCAAUAUUGUAAAAUUAUUUGAAGUUAUUGAAACUGAAAAGACAUUGUAUUUGGUAAUGGAAUAUGCCAGUGGGGGAGAAGUGUUCGACUACCUAGUUGCGCAUGGAAGAAUGAAAGAGAAAGAGGCUCGUGCAAAAUUCAGGCAGAUUGUAUCUGCCGUGCAGUACUGUCAUCAGAAAUGCAUAGUUCAUCGUGAUCUUAAGGCAGAAAACCUUCUACUUGAUGCAGACAUGAACAUUAAAAUUGCAGACUUUGGUUUUAGUAAUGAAUUUACAGUCGGUAAUAAACUGGACACAUUUUGUGGAAGCCCACCUUAUGCUGCUCCUGAACUUUUCCAAGGAAAGAAAUACGAUGGUCCUGAAGUGGAUGUGUGGAGCCUUGGGGUGAUUUUGUACACACUAGUAAGCGGAUCAUUGCCAUUUGAUGGUCAGAAUCUAAAGGAACUGAGGGAGCGAGUACUGAGGGGGAAGUACCGCAUUCCGUUCUAUAUGUCCACAGACUGUGAAAAUCUACUUAAGAAGCUCCUAGUACUGAAUCCAAUAAAACGAGGCAGCUUGGAACAAAUUAUGAAGGAUCGGUGGAUGAAUGUUGGCCAUGAAGAAGAAGAACUAAAGCCAUAUACUGAGCCCGAACCAGAUUUUAAUGACACCAAGAGAAUAGACAUUAUGGUCACAAUGGGCUUUUCAAGAGAAGAAAUCCAUGAAUCUUUAGUAAACCAAAAGUACGAUGAAGUCAUGGCCACUUACCUGCUUCUAGGUAGAAAACCACCUGAAUUUGAAGGAGGCGAAUCCUUGUCCAGCAGCAACUUAGGUCAAAGGUCUCGUCCUAGCAGUGACCUCAACAACAGUUCUGUGCAGUCUCCCGCUCACCUGAAGGUCCAACGGAGUAUAUCAACUAAUCAGAAACAACGGCGGUUCAGUGAUCAUGUUGGUCCCUCAAUUCCUCCUGCUGUGUCAUACACAAAAAGGGCUCAGGCAAAUAGUGUGGAAAGUGAACAGAAAGAAGACUGGGACAAGGAUGUCUCACGCAAACUUAGCAGCACUACAGUGGGAUCCAAAGGAGAGAUGGCUGCAAGUCCACUUGUGGGUCCAGAAAGAAAGAAAUCAACUACAGUUCCCAGUAAUAAUGUAUUUUCUGGUAGUGGAAUGACAAGGAGGAACACUUACGUUUGUGAACGUUCUUCAGAUCGCUAUUCUGCAAUACAGAAUGGGAAGGACAACAGCCUAACAGAAAUGUCUGCCAGUAGCACAUCUUCUGCGGGCUCUGCAGUAGCUUCCGCUGUAUCAACACGGCCUCGACAUCAAAAGUCUAUGUCUGCCUCUGGUCAUCCUAUCAAAGUUACACUGCCAACCAUCAAAGAUGGCACUGAAGCGUAUAGACCAAGCAGUGCAACUCAAAGAGUGCCUGCUGCUUCCCCGUCUGCUCAUAGUAUUAGCACUACCACUCCAGACCGAACCCGCUUUCCUCGGGGGAGUUCAAGUCGAAGCACUUUCCAUGGUGAGCAGCUAAGGGAGCGGCGUAAUGCCACUUACAAUGGACCGCCCGCCUCACCAUCACAUGAAACCGGUGCUUUUGCACAUGCUAGAAGAGGGACAUCAACUGGUAUAAUAAGCAAGAUAACUUCCAAGUUUGCUCGCAGGAAUCUCAACCUUAACUUUGUUUUGAGGGAUCCAAGUGAAGGCGAAGCCAGUGGCAGAACUGACACCUCAAGGAGCGCUUCUGGGGAGCCAAAAGACAGGGAGAAGGAGGAUAGCAAAGAUUCGAAGCCACGCUCCUUGCGGUUCACGUGGAGUAUGAAGACCACUAGCUCUAUGGACCCGAACGAUAUGAUGAGAGAGAUUCGGAAAGUGUUAGAUGCUAAUAACUGUGAUUACGAACAAAAAGAGAGGUUUUUGCUCUUCUGUGUUCACGGCGAUGCACGGCAAGAUAGCCUUGUUCAGUGGGAGAUGGAAGUCUGCAAACUGCCACGAUUGUCGCUCAACGGAGUUCGUUUCAAAAGAAUAUCUGGGACUUCUAUCGCCUUUAAGAACAUUGCAUCCAAGAUAGCAAACGAGCUUAAGCUGUAAAGAGAACCUAAAUUUUUUGGGAUCAGGGAAGAUUCAUACAUGAUCUACACUUUGAAUGUACUGGUUACGCCUAAUGUGAUUGGCCUGUGAACUCCCCAUGUAGAAAUUGCCCUAAUUGCAAUAAGGUUAUACAUAGUUAUUCAGAAUUGUAAAGUUAAAUCCAGUAUGACCUAUAUUAAAUAACUGUAGCUAAAGAAGUUAUGUUCACAUGUACAGGUAAGUAUAUAGAGCAUUCUGUUCAUUUUAUGUUCAUAGAGUUGUAUAAUAAAAAGAUGACUGCUUAAAUUCAGAUCUUGUAUAGUUGUCUAGAUUUCUGCACAGAAAUGUAUGUUUGAUGCUUUGAGUUGGAAAAGUUCUUCCCUAUCAUUUACAUUUUUGGUGGUUUUUAUAAGUCUUACCUCUAUCAUGCGUUUUUUAAAAAAACUUGUGUCCCGAGUCAAAUGCACAAACAUAGUUUUCACAACUGUAGCGUGACCAUUUUUAAUUAUUUAAAGAUUGUUCAUGAUUUGAACCAAAAGUCGAUGAAGAAUCGGCUUUUGUUCUACACGAGACUGUUCCUGCUUAUCUUUGGCUCUUAUCCUUGUUAUUGGACAGUGUUUAGUU
Charadrius vociferus (killdeer) is the source of this 2961-nucleotide messenger RNA. RefSeq names its product MAP/microtubule affinity-regulating kinase 1 (gene MARK1). The record is from RefSeq and is a predicted model, not a curated record. Gene Ontology annotation, cellular component: cytoplasm. The transcript is spliced from 17 exons. Lineage: Eukaryota; Metazoa; Chordata; Aves; Charadriiformes; Charadriidae. Bases 274 to 2358 code for a protein of 694 amino acids. Gene Ontology annotation, molecular function: protein serine/threonine kinase activity; tau-protein kinase activity; ATP binding. Gene Ontology annotation, biological process: protein phosphorylation; intracellular signal transduction; microtubule cytoskeleton organization.